GCCCGGAGCCGGGGAAGCGGACGCCUGCGCAGAAAGGGAGUGGCCGUCCGCUCCCCGCCCUGCGAGCCGCGCCAGCGCAGUUGGGGAAAGACCGAGCGGCGCUGCGCCUGCGCGCUGGUGGCCGAGGCGGCGGUGGCGGCGGCGGCGAUGGAACCUACCGAGCAGCUGAACGAGUUAGUGUCAGCCGAGGGCCGAAACCGGAAGGCGGUGCUGUGCCAGCGCUGCGGCUCGCGGGUGCUGCAGCCAGGGACCGCUCUCUUCUCCCGCCGGCAGCUUUUCCUUCCCUCCAUGAGAAAGAAGCCAGCCCUGGCUGACAGCAGCAAUCCUGACGGCGACCUCCUCCAGGAACACUGGCUGGUUGACGACAUGUUCAUCUUUGAGAACGUGGGCUUCACCAAGGACGUGGGCAACGUCAAGUUCCUGGUCUGCGCAGACUGUGAAAUCGGACCCAUUGGCUGGCAUUGCCUAGAUGACAAGAACAGUUUCUAUGUGGCCUUGGAACGGGUUUCCCAUGAGUAACUGAGGGGAGGGGGACUCACUCCACCCCCCCACCCCAACUAUAAAAGCUACUCCCCACAAGGACUGGCAUUUGACCUGGUCUGACUGUUCCACUGCUGCCUUUUGUGUGCUGAGUAAGGGAUGCCUGCGGGAGGGCCAGCCCGGCCGCCUGGCCACACGUGCAUGCCUCCUGCUAGUCCCGUUCCACUGCAACAUCUCAUCUCCUUUCCCCCCCCGUCAGGACGCUGGGCUACUUCUACAGAUCUGCUCUCACCCCUGGCCUUCUGCUGGGGCUCUCUGUAUUACCCAGAGGCUCCCGUAUCUUGCUCUGGAAAAGCAGUAGUCAGCCCUCAGGGCUCAAACUUCAGCAGCACAUGGCAAAAGGUACAUGUGCGCUGAGAGCGGAGACGCCAUGCGCAUCACCGAGGAAAGUUUGCAAGUCUGAGAGUGACUGUUGUGUGGCUCCCUUUGGUUCAUUAUUUUUAAAAGUAAAGCAUUUACAAAUUUUAGCCUUAAAACUACUAAUCAGAAGCACAUUACUUUGGACAUACCUGUGUACCAUGAAGGAAAGUCCCUGCUUUACAUCAGUAGGGGCUGUUUGUUGUAAAGGUGAACUUGGUCUCCUUUCCCUUUAAGUCUUGAUGUGGAUUCUCUUGCUGUUAGGUCUUCACUGGCCACUCUAAGAAAAACCCAGCCCUGAAUUCCCCAGGAAGACGUGGCGUCAGGGUGGAGGAUGGGGAUAUGGGUGGAUAGGCUUUGCCUAUGUGAGUUUAUAGGCGUGUCUGAGCUGGGCCAGUAAGUGCCCCUCAACAGUGUCAUCUGCUGAACCUUCUGGACACAGUCCUCACAGACUUUCGCUUCAGGUGUUAUCUCUAACAACCCAGAGUUCAAAUUUUCCAUCUAGAUGCCUGAAUUUCUAUAACUGUGGGGAUACUGUAACAAUCAGAUGUUAGCAAACUUGUUUAACCUCCAGUACGAUCGUCAGUCCUGUCAUUGUUCAUCAUCUGAAGCAUCUCUGUAACUGGGUUUCAGGUAUCCCCCGGCAGCCCUACCUCUAAGAUUCGGGAAACCUAGAAUUAAAAUAAGGACUCAAUAGCGACCUUA
Messenger RNA from Condylura cristata (star-nosed mole), 1602 nucleotides. It is a transcript of the gene RABIF, whose product is annotated as RAB interacting factor. Bases 148 to 519 code for a protein of 123 amino acids. The transcript has 2 exons. The record is from RefSeq and is a predicted model, not a curated record. Lineage: Eukaryota; Metazoa; Chordata; Mammalia; Eulipotyphla; Talpidae. Gene Ontology annotation, molecular function: zinc ion binding; guanyl-nucleotide exchange factor activity. Gene Ontology annotation, cellular component: cytosol; membrane. Gene Ontology annotation, biological process: post-Golgi vesicle-mediated transport; small GTPase-mediated signal transduction.